AUGGGCUCGACAGUUGGCCUGUACCUCCCAACUGAAAUUGUUGUGCUUAUUGCCGAAUGGGCCAAUACCCUGAGCUUAUACUCUCAUGAUGGACAAAAUCAAUCUCCCGCAAGAGCCCGGCAAAAGACGAUGUAUAAUCUCUGUCUUGUCAAUCACCAAUGGUACUCGGCAGCUGUUGGUCAUCUCUACGCAUACCCCGAUUUCUUAGCCGGUAGCAGCUUCGUCAAGUUCGCCCAAACGAUAAGCCCUCCCUCGAGGUUCAAUAAGAGUAAGACCGAUCUUGGAACGCUGGUGUAUGGCUUGCGUCUAGACCAUCUGGUCCAUGAAAGCUCGAAUAGCCUCACCUCGCGGCUGCUUGGCCGGGUGAGCAAGAAUUUACGACACUUUACGGCACCGCGUGCUUCUUUUGGAGUCAACGCUCUAGCAUCUCUCGCCAAAUGCCAUAAUUUGACGGAUCUAGACCUGAGCUUGAUAGGCGGGAAAUCUAUAUCGUUCCCACGUCUGAAGAAAAGUAUAGCCGGCCUCCCGAACCUAUCCAGACUUAUACUACCUACAUUCCUGGAAAUUACCCACACAACACCCGCAGACGGCGAAUGGCCGCGCUCUCUCACUCAUAUCAUAGUCGGAGGACACCUUGACGCAGGCGUCAUGUUCCACUUCGACUGGCCUGCGAAUCUGACGAAACUCACGAUCAGCGGGUGCAAGAACCUGAACGAAUCGCUGCUCCAUGAACUACUCUCAAACAAACAGCUUGUCCAUCUCCCAGAACUCGAGAUAUGGGCCGGCACUCAAGUCAUCGACUAUGACUUAGGCACGCCUGUCUUAUUCUCUAUGCCUGCUCUUCGCAGCCUCACUAUCCCGGUGCAGAUGCUCCCUAUCUUCCAGAUCGUGGAUCAUCUGCUCAUCCGUCUCCGUGACCAAUCGCUUCCACUCCGAGUAUUGAAGCUGAAUGAGAUGUCGUUCGCGUCUGACACUAAAGAGUUAGCGGACCAGCUCAUCUAUGAGCUCCUGGAUGGCACAUUAGGGAACCUGUGGUCCCUGGGAAUUAGGCGGGAGUUCAUGGGGCCGCUCGGGCUUGACAAGGAGAGUUCUGCAAUUGAUCAUUACAUCAUGGACCACGUUGAGAAAGCGACAGACGAGGAGCUCGAUGCUAUUGGACUUGAUGAAGUUGGUUUGUACACUUUCUGA
Molecule: messenger RNA, 1188 nt
Organism: Penicillium chermesinum
Lineage: Eukaryota; Fungi; Ascomycota; Eurotiomycetes; Eurotiales; Aspergillaceae
Product: F-box domain protein
Exons: 2
Coding region: 1-1188 (395 amino acids)
Source: RefSeq, a predicted model, not a curated record